AACCUUCACAUUCUGCCCCUCCCCCACUCUGAGCACAUAACGACCGUCUUCUGCGCGCAUUUUAUGUAGAGUGAUACUUCUCCCACAUUUCCCACUCUUGAGUUGCUAUCACGAAACGCGACAUGGCAAGCCAGGACUACUACGGGCAGAGUCAAGGCCAAGGCCAACAAGGCUAUGGUCACAACAAUGAAGGCACCAGCCAGCGGCAGUGGGGUUCGGCAGACUACAACCAAGGCUACCCUCCUCAGCCUCAGGGAUAUGGACAACCGCAGCACGAUCAAUAUGGCCAAGCCAGCCACAGUCCCUAUCCGCCAGCGCAGAGCCCUUACCCGCCCCCUUCCUAUGAUUCCUAUGGGCAGUCUCAGAACAGCUAUGGCGCCCCUCCUCAGCCCGUAGACCAAUACCAGCAGGGCUACGAUCCAAACCGUAGCACUUCUCCUUACCCGCCCACGGCGCAUCAUCAGCAAGGCUAUCAAGAUCCGAGCCAGCAGCAGUACGGAGCGCAUCACCAACAAGGUUACCAGGACCCCAACCAGCAGUACGGGGCGCCUCAGCAACAGGGUCAUCAUGACCCUCAGCAAGGCUACGGCGCGCCCCAAUACGGCCAACCCGGUGCGCCAGGCGACGCCGCUGAAGGAGACCGUGGUCUUGGCUCCGCUUUGAUCGGAGGCGCGGGUGGUGCUUUUGUUGGAAACAAGCUGGGUGGUGGAACCCUUGGAACCCUAGGAGGCGCAAUCUUGGGUGCUGUCGCGGCCAACAUGGUGCCUGACAAGAAGGAAAAGAAGAAGCACAAGAAGAAACAUAGGCAUAGUAGUAGCCACGGUUCCCAUCGCUCACAUGAUGGUUCCGACGAUGGCUCUCAUCAUGGGUCUCAUCAUGGAUCUUCCCACCACCAUUCGCAUCACGGGUCUUCACACCAUUCGCAUCGGAGCUCGUCGGGUCAUAGACACAGGCGUAAGCACCAUAGAAGCCACAGCAGAGGAGGCAGGAGCAGUUCUAGUUCGAGCAGCAGCGAUUCGGACUAG
Messenger RNA from Bipolaris maydis ATCC 48331, 1025 nucleotides. RefSeq lists its product as uncharacterized. NCBI's taxonomy places the organism in Eukaryota, Fungi, Ascomycota, Dothideomycetes, Pleosporales, Pleosporaceae. The record is from RefSeq and is a predicted model, not a curated record.